Molecule: messenger RNA, 2328 nt
Organism: Microthlaspi erraticum
Lineage: Eukaryota; Viridiplantae; Streptophyta; Magnoliopsida; Brassicales; Brassicaceae
Source: the annotation of a GenBank genome assembly
AUGGAAGAGCUUCAACAUUUCUCCCAUGAAUGUUCAUUGACCUUGCCCAAGAUUGUCAAUGGAAUUUGCAGCAUUUGCCUCAAAGAUGACCAUGUCGACUUCACCUGUAAUUUUUGUAGUUUUCAUAUAUGCAAAGCUUGCACUCAGCUGCCGCAGAAGGUGUCACAUGAUUUCCAUCCGGAGCACGCUCUCGAGUUCUGUCUACGCCAAUAUGACCGGAAACCUGCACACAUCGUAUGCUCAGGAUGUGGGAUCAUGUCUUCUGGUUCUUUCUACCAGUGUAGAGAGUGCGAGAUCUACUUAGAUCUGGCAUGUGCGACUCAGGAGAACAUCUUCAGGGCCUGGGACUUCAAAGAAUUGCUCCAUGACAGCCAUAUUCACUUGCUUAAGAGGUGCAGACCAGGACCAGAUGCUAGAGGCUCUUGCCUGCUCUGUGAGCUUCCCCUCUUUCCCUACGCUCUAUGUUAUGGUUGCGUUCAUUGUUACUUGUUUUUUCAUGAGCGUUGCAUUGAUAUUCCGAGAGAGAUUCAACAUCCUGCUCAUCCUGCUCACUCUCUUAAGCGCUUUGAUUAUACCCAAAGUCGUGCGUGUGAUGCAUGUGGGUAUAAUAUCACCAGUGUCCCAUUUGGUUGCGUAGAAUGUGGAUUUGAUCUUCACCUGAGGUGUGCAGAUUCCUUGUUACGAGGUCUGAUACACAAGUCUCACCACCACAGGCUGUUUUACAGAACCAGAGCCCGCAAGUAUUUGACAAAAGAUAUUCAGUGUCAAAUAUGCAUGGAAAGUGGUGUGAUAUUUCUUGAUUCCUAUUAUCUUUGUGUGGAAUGUCAUCUGGUUUUCCAUUUCGAGUGUCUUGGUAUUCCUGAUUCGGUAUUCAAGAAAUCAUGUCACACACAUGCGCUCACAUGUCAAAUAUUCCUAGCCAAGGACGAUUAUGCCGAGUAUUGUGGAGUUUGCGAGACAAUGAUACACGUAGGGCAUCAUGCUUAUUCAUGUGAAGAAUGUGAUUUUGUUGGCCACAUUGAAUGCAUUCUACAGGAGGAAAGUCCUUCCCCGCUCUACUUGAAAGAUUUGUAUUCGUGUGGUGCUGAUGCCACACGAGCAACAAACCGUGAAAAUCUUGAAACCAACAAUUCAGAUAACAAACUCAUGGUUAUUGGUUAUGAGCAUAUUCAUGUGAUGAGCCCUGCGUUACCCAUGAGUGAGAUUUCUGGUUACGAUCCAAAGUGCUUUAUAUGCCGAUCACCCAUAUAUGGUAGCCCUUGUAGUAAAUGCGAAACAUGCAACCUUCAGACGCAUAGUUAUUGCGCAGAGCUAGGGCGGCCGUUUAGGCAUCGAGUUCAUCCAAAGCAUGCUUUGACACUCUUUCCACAGCCAUACGCACCAGAAGGGAUCACUGUAUAUUGUGACAUUUGCUCAUGUAAUAUAAGAGGGUACAAUCUCUUGUGUCGCAUAUGCAAUUUUAUCAUCCAUACUGAUUGCAUAUUCAAAAGUAAACAUUUCUACGGAGAGAUACAAAGUGGGCAGAAACUCUUUGCAAAUUGGAAGGGUUAUUGCACUCGAAGAUGGCAUGCCCGCGUGUUUCAAGUUAUUGUUUCAAAGUCAAAUCUGAUUCUUUGCGUUGUUUGUGGUGAGAGAGCGUGGGGAAAAGUUGUGUCAUGUUUCAAUUGUGAAGAUGUAUAUCAUCCUGAGUGUGCUUUUGAUGAUAGGGUAGUCGAUCAUCCACUCCAUUCUAAUCACUUGCUUUCAGCUUUACUCAUAAGUGGUGGAUCUAAAUGCGUCGCCUGUAAAGAGGAGAUUGUCAAGUAUGGCUAUAACUGUAGCACUUGCCAAGUCAAUUUCCAUGUGAAAUGCAUCAAAGCCGUGAAAAAACCAGAAGAUAUCGGGUUGAAAUUUCACACUCAUCAUGAUCUCUACAACUUCUGGGUUGAAGAUUCACGGUUGACUCGAUCCUGUAGAAUUUGCAAAAGACCAUGUGGUGCAUCAUUCUAUGGAUGUAUUGAUUGUAGUUUCAGUGCCCAUGUUGAGUGUGUUGGGUUUCCAGCCAGUGUGAAGAACCAAGUGCAUCAGCAUACUGUCGUGGAAAACAAUUGUAAUGCCUUGGAAUGUUGUUCUCUCUGUGGAUCAGAGAUUGACGAUGAUGACUCUCACUACUCAUGCAACCACUGCAAGGAUUUGUUUCAUCUGAAAUGUAUCAUGUCCAUGAAUGACCGUGAAGCUGUUUCAGAAGAAGAACAAAUUAAAGACAUCUAUCUUAUGAACAUUGAGCGUGAUCUCUUUCGCCUGCUCCCACCUGAAGAGGUCACGAGCAGUGACAGUGAUACUUCUUAA